Molecule: messenger RNA, 2220 nt
Organism: Oikopleura dioica
Lineage: Eukaryota; Metazoa; Chordata; Appendicularia; Copelata; Oikopleuridae
Source: the annotation of a GenBank genome assembly
AUGUAUUACUCCGAGAAAAAGAUACAAUUUCAGCAGAGACAGACUAACUUUAAGUCUGAUCGUAGUCUUGGAUGGGUAAAGAACGGACAGCGCUGGGAAAAGAAAAUAGAGCCAUCUGCUAUCAAGCUGAACGAGAAGAAUUCUGACUGUGACUGGCGCCGCCGUGAAAAUGGCUACAAACACCACACUGGAGAAUACGUCCGCAAGGACAACUCGAUGGUUGUUAGAAGAGGAGAGCCAGUUAUCUUCACUGCUAAACUCAAUCGAGACUUUGACCAGGAGAAGGAUGUGAUAAAGAUUGAUCUCCGAUACGGUGAAAAUCCUUCCUUGACGGACGGGAGCCACAUAAUUGUUUCCAAAGUCGAUGGGCCACCAAGUUACGAUUGGGGCUUGGAGUUUUUGAGUGUUGACGGGGGAAACGUCGAAAUGGCCUUGCAUUCUCCUGCAAAUGCUUUCAUAGGCCGAUACAAAUGCGCAAUAUAUCUUCAAACCGGCGACGACCACUGCCUUGACGAAGAGCCAGAUCUGAUUUUCAUCUGUAACCCUUGGAAUGAGACGGAUGAGACAUUUAUGCACAACUCUGAUGCACUCGACGAAUACAUUUUGAACGAGCACGGAGGAAUCUGGCGAGGAACAACUCAGUACUCAAGCCCUUGCAUGUGGAAUUUUGGCCAGUUCGAAGAAGAUAUUCUCGACGUUGCCUUGUAUCUGAUUGGAAAUGAUCCCCGAAUCAAGGGCAAGAAAGGUCUCCAAAAGACGAGAGAUCCAGUCUGGCUUUCGCGAAUCCUCUCAGCGGGAGCUAAUUCUAGCGAAGGAGGAGUUCUUACCGGUAACUGGUCUGGCAAAUACGACGGCGGUGUCAGUCCAGUAACCUGGUCCGGUUCCGUGAAAAUUUUGCAACAGUACUGGGAAACGAAGUCUGACGUGAAAUUCGGACAGUGUUGGGUAUUUUCUGGUGUGAUGACCACUCUCUUGCGUACUAUUGGCAUUCCAGCGCGUUCCGUGACCAACUUUGCGUCCGCGCACGAUACAGACAAUACAAUGACCAUCGACGAUUUCGUCGACGAAAAAAAUAACGAGGUGAAGGGCUUGUCCAGCGACUCUGUUUGGAAUUUCCACGUCUGGAAUGAAGUAUGGCUCAGAGGAACAGGCCAUUGGCCGGCGGUUUACGCUGGUUGGGCUGCAGUUGACGCAACACCACAGGAAGAGUCCCGUGGAAUGAUGCAGUGUGGUCCUGCUCCGCUGAAGGCGAUUAAAGAUGGAGAGAUCUACGUUGGUUAUGACACAGGCUUUGUCUUCGGCGAAGUCAACGCUGACCGAGUCACUUGGGUAGUCGAACAAGACGGUGACACUUCGUACAUAAAAUCCAUGGGAUCGCGACGAAACAGAUCCGUUGGAAUAAACAUUUCUACAAAAGCAAUCGGUUCUUACAGUCGUCACUUGCUCACAGACGAUUACAAGUAUCAGGAAGGUACAGAAGAAGAAAGAGAAGCUUUCUCGACUGCGUAUGCUUUCAGUUCUCGCCCAAGUUACUAUUCUAAAUUCCUCGACUGCGAAAAAGAUGGCAAACAGGUUGACAUACAAAUUUCGCUUGAACCGGAAGUGCCUCAAAACGGCGAAGACUUGUCAAUCUCUAUCAGGGUCGCCAACUUGACGGGCUCUGACAUUUCUGCGAACGUAAACAGCGCUCUUAGAGCCUGUUUUUAUACAGGCGAAAAGCGGCAACUGGUAGCAGUUCAAGAGGCAGACGAUGAAACUAUCGCAGCUGAGCAAUCGGCCGAAUACUCAAUGGUUGUUCCUUACACAGAAUACGGAGGCAAAUUUGCUGACGACCAAAUGUCGAUGCGACUUGAUGCCUGUGUAACUACUGGUGGCAAGACAUACACUGAACUGCUGGAAUUCCAAUUUUUCAAUAAGUCUUCAGUGCGCAUCGAGUUUGACGUUGAAGAGGCAAAACUCGGCGAGGAGCUUACUGCUAGUGUGAUUUUUACGAACCCGCUCGAUAUUGAUCUGACAAACCUGACGAUCACGAUCGAAGGCGCUGGCCUAACAAGACCAACCUGCAUUGACUUAGAAGGCUUCGUUGAACCCAAGCAGGAAGCCGAAAUAUCACUGAAAAUCAAGCCUCACAAAUUGGGUGAGCGAAUGCUUCUUGUUGAUAUCGAUGCCCAGGAACUCAAGGAUCUCAAAGGACAAGCAAUCAUCAAUGUCGUCGAAUAA